This is a messenger RNA of Mauremys reevesii (Reeves's turtle), 1176 nucleotides long. It is a transcript of the gene LIF, whose product is annotated as LIF interleukin 6 family cytokine. Gene Ontology annotation, molecular function: leukemia inhibitory factor receptor binding; cytokine activity. The record is from RefSeq and is a predicted model, not a curated record. The transcript is spliced from 4 exons. Bases 184 to 819 code for a protein of 211 amino acids. Gene Ontology annotation, cellular component: extracellular region. Gene Ontology annotation, biological process: immune response. Lineage: Eukaryota; Metazoa; Chordata; Testudines; Geoemydidae.
CCCCAGCAGGGGAGGUGGGAGGUGAAAGUACUCUAAGGAAGAAGACUCACCCUCAGGAAACUGCAGCACUUUUCCCGGGACUGUAUAUAAACCAGUGAAAUCCCCCAGUAUGAACAUGAAUUUCUGAAAACUCCUUCUGUCAACAUCAAUCUCUCUUAAGUUGCUCCUGGGAUACAGCUCAAAAUGAAGUUCAUUCCAGCAGGUGUUGUCCCCUUGCUGUUGAUGAUCCACUGCAGAUUGGUGGUUGGCAAGGCACUGCCAGUGAACACCCCCAGCCCCAUGUGUGAAAACAUGCACGUGUGCAAACCCAACGUGGCUGAGCAGACCCGGAAGCUAGUGGUGCUGCUCAAUGCGACAGCUCAGGAUCUCUUCAGCAUCUAUCUGGACUGCCAAGGCAACCCAUUCAGCAGCCACCUGGAUGAACUCUGCAAUGCCAACGGAACCAACUUCCCUGACUUCCACGUGAACCGAACCAGCCAUAAGAAGGAGAUCAUGGUGGCCUUAUACAAGGUCUUUGCCUUCCUGAACGCCUCGCUGGGCAACAUCACCAGGGACCAGGAGGAGCUUAACCCCACGGCCAAGGAGUUACUGGAGCGGCUCCACAACACCACCAAGACCACGCGGGGCCUGAUCUCCAACCUGACCUGCCUGCUGUGCACCAACUACAAGGUCUCCCAGGUGGACGUUACCUACGGCAAGAGCAGUAAGGGCAUGAACGUCUUCAAGAAGAAGCAGCAGGGCUGCCAGGUGCUGAGGAGGUACGUGCAGGUCGUCUCCCAGGCAGCACAGGUCCUGCUACCUCACCUCUCGCAGGCGUGAGCUGCCAAACGGACCCUGCCACUCCCCCAGGGCCUGCUGAGCCUGACUGCGGAGGGAUCAGUGCAGCACAGCUGAGGUGAGCGGGGGCAUCUGAGAGGGCAUAUGACAACCAGCUACAGACUUCGGAGGGCAAGGAGGCGAUUGCCCUUUUGUCAGCCCUCUUGGUUUGGACCUUUAAGACACUGAGCUUUCAGGGAAUCCAUCCAUCCAGUGGGGCUGCAGUGGCCCCCUGGCGUGGGACUGGCUCCUCCUUGAUAACUGCCUCCCUCAAGCCCUCUGUGCUUGCCCAGGGCACCGCCGCUCUCUUCCUUCACGGGUGGUCUAUUAUUAAUAAGCCUUGUUUGCUUCCUAUUUAUU